AUGCGCAAGCGUCGCGCGGAGCGCAGCAAGGCGCUGCCGCGAGAGCUGCUCGCAGCGGGGCUGCGCGGCCGCGGGUGUGUUCUUGGGGGUCCUGCUGAACCCAGCCCUGCCGUGGCUGCAGGGCGUCAGCCUCGGCCUGCUGCAGCUCGCCCUGGCGAUCGCCGCCCUCUGGGACCCCGACUGGAACUGGUGCCCAAUGCGGGAUCCUCCCUGGUGGGAUGCGCGUGCGCGGCGGCCACGCUGAGGGCGGUCUGCGCCAGAAGCCCCUUCGACGCGGUCUUCGAGGUCCGCCCUGGCGGCCCGCGCGUGCACUGCGUGUGGAUGCCCGUGGUGCUCAUGUCGGGCGCCGGAGAGCACGCGCACCACCCGCUCGCCUGGGCGGCGCUCAUGGCGUCGUUGGGCGCCUGGACCGCCGAGAUCUCGGCCGUGGCGCUGUACACCAACGGCGCGGAGCUCCGCGCCUACCAGCGGAGGUGGCGCGCGCAGUGGGGCCAGACGCGGAUCGUCGGGGCGCCCGUGGAGGGCACGCCGCGCGCUGCGGCGCCCGCGGAGGGAACCACGGCGGGCGGCGCGGCGGCGGCCUGA
Molecule: messenger RNA, 585 nt
Organism: Prorocentrum cordatum
Lineage: Eukaryota; Dinophyceae; Prorocentrales; Prorocentraceae
Source: the annotation of a GenBank genome assembly